GCAACAAAGAAGGAAAAAACUUCUUUUCUGCCCAAUUUGCCCCUAGCCCACAAAGAAAGAAUUUCCCCAAUCUCUCUCUCUUCUCUCCUCUCGACGAGCGAGCGUCGAGCGAGGGAGGAGGAGCUGGAGGCUGGAGCCGCCGGCCAAAUCGAGCCUCAGAUCUGUGUUGGACCGCGCGCGCGCGGAUGAAGCCGUGGAGCUAAGCCAAGCCCAAGCCCAAGCUACCACGAUCGAGAAGGAGGAAGGGAGGAUGCGCAUGCGGGUGCUCCCGGCGUUCAGCGCCGCGCCGCCGCCACCGGCGCCUCCUCCUCCUACGCCGGCCGCACCAGUCAAGGUGUACCUCAACAUCUACGACAUCUCCCCCAUCAACAAUUACCUCUACUGGUUUGGGCUCGGCAUCUUUCACUCCGGCCUCGAAGUGCAUGGCAUGGAGUUUGGGUUUGGAGCCCACGAAUACCCAACUAGCGGAGUCUUCCAAGUAGAACCAAAAAGCUGUCCUGGCUUCAUCUUCAGGCGCUCAGUGUGUGUGGGUACCACCGAUAUGUCCCGUUCUGAAGUUCGCACUUUCUUAGAGGAUCUCGCCGAGGAUUAUCAUGGCGACACUUACCACUUGAUUGUCAAGAACUGUAACCAUUUCACGGCUGACGUCUGCAAGCGUUUGACGGGAAAGCCGACUCCUGGAUGGGUCAACCGACUUGCCCGAUUAGGUUCUGUUUGCAACUGUGUACUGCCUGAAAACAUUAAGGUUAAUGCAGUUGGAGAUGGAAGUGCACACCUUGAAUUUUCUGAUGAUGGCUUGGAGUCAAACGCGUCGAUCGUCGAUGAUAGCGACAUCGAUGAUCUAGACCACCUUCUAACAACACCCAACAGCGAAAUUGUAUCUUCGAUAGACAAGACAUUAACUCCUGGAAGGGAUAGCUUAUAAUUGUCUCUGUUGUUCAUGAAUAGUGUUGCCUGUUUUGUGGUUGUUUGCUGAGUUCUAGUGGUGGUGGUGCUGGUGGUGGUGGCAGGGCCAGACGAUGAUCCAGUUAAAGUUGGGGUGGUCACUGCUACAUAUGUAGCUGUAGAGAGGUAGUAACUGUGGUUUGUCUAAUUGUGGCGAAGGCCAAGUUAACCAACAUGUGUGAUGGUUGUGUGCUGUGUGCGUGAUUGUAACUGUUGUUUUGAGAGUGGUGUGCAGUUGUAUAUUUGUGUAACUAGUUGACAAUUGUUUUGUUGUGUAUAAAAUGGCUUGACCUGGUGUUUGCUACA
This is a messenger RNA of Lolium rigidum, 1251 nucleotides long. RefSeq names its product deSI-like protein At4g17486. The coding region runs from base 251 to 925 and encodes 224 amino acids. The transcript has 4 exons. Gene Ontology annotation, molecular function: deubiquitinase activity. Lineage: Eukaryota; Viridiplantae; Streptophyta; Magnoliopsida; Poales; Poaceae. Gene Ontology annotation, biological process: protein deubiquitination. The record is from RefSeq and is a predicted model, not a curated record.